GCAUAGCUCACAAUAUCAAAUCUGCUGGCUCAACUAUAGCUCUUGAGCAAGUUCGUUCUUAUGGAAUGAAAGGUCGCCAAGGUAAUCUUGCUGAGAAAAUUCUCCUGCACAAUAAUAUGAAAGGUCAGCAUGUUUAUAAGGCUGAAAAUUGUGCAGAGGGUAUCGAACAUGGGCCAGAAGUAGAAGAAGAGAAUGUUUUGAGAAUUUAUGAUAAGACCAAAUCUCUUUUCGAUAACAUUCUCUGUGAAACAAAGGAACGAUUGGAACAGGAGCUCAAUGACCA
Molecule: messenger RNA, 283 nt
Organism: Dentiscutata erythropus
Lineage: Eukaryota; Fungi; Glomeromycota; Glomeromycetes; Diversisporales; Gigasporaceae
Source: the annotation of a GenBank genome assembly